AUGCGAGACUCGAGUUCCAGGGUUCAUGAUCUGAUACUGGUCUAUCAUCCGAACAUUCGAGAACAGAUUGCUACAAUUGGACCACAGAAGGCCAAUGCUCGCAGUGCUACGGAGGUCGACAGAUUUCAGCAGGCGCUAGAACGCGUUACAGCACAGGCUCGAGAACGAAUAGAUCUCAAUGUGAUGGUUGUUUCUCCUCAUGGUCUCGUAGAUGUCUCUGAACGAAAUAUCAGGGUCCUCGAUGACUAUCUGCCAAUGGAACUGCUCCAGACGUCCGUUGGAAGUGGAGCGGUCAUGCAGCUAAUCGCCAUGCCUGGGAAAACUCAUCAAGUCUACUCACAACUACGAAAUCAUACACCCAUACCGAAUGUCAAAGUCUACUACACCACUCCCAAGGUCGGUGAUCUCCCCGAAUGGUAUCACUACAAGAAAUCGUCUACGGUACCUGAUUUGAUACUUGUGGCUCAACCAGGAUAUGCUAUAAUCACGCGAGAUCCGAGCAAGCAAAUUGCAGAACAGCUAUCUAGUGAAGUGAGGGCGGGUAUGAGUGGCUAUAAUAAUCACUAUCCGGAUAUGCAAGGAGUUUUUCUCGCCUAUGGGCCAGUAUUUCGGAAGGGCUACCAUAAAGGUCCGCUCGAGUUGUGCGACAUUUACACGUUAAUCUGCUCCAUAUUGCGCCUGGAAGACUGCCAUACUUCGUGUGGAAGGAUACUUCGAAUAGACGACGUUCUCACAAGUGACGCUCGAGUGGCGGUCAGAUCUCAGUUACACAGAUCCAGCCAAGCGCCGUUCACUCUGUCACUGCUAGCAAUUGUUGUUGUUAUCGUUGUUAUGUUUUUGUAA
Ostertagia ostertagi is the source of this 843-nucleotide messenger RNA. The record is from the annotation of a GenBank genome assembly. NCBI's taxonomy places the organism in Eukaryota, Metazoa, Nematoda, Chromadorea, Rhabditida, Trichostrongylidae.